UUAUCAUUCAUCCCGAAUCUCAUUUCUGUUUGUUGAAUUUGUCGAUUCAUUCCUCAUUCUCACCUUCUCUCCCCUCUUUCUCCUCUCUCCUCUCGUUCUCUUUACCUUUUUUUUCUUUUCUACUAAUCUUGCUUACAUCAAUCCAUAUCCAAACAUGUUCCGUUCACUUUCCACAACUGCUGCCACAUUCGCGAAGCGUGGUCUCACGCCCGCCGUCUCCACCCGCAUCCUUACACGUGGUAUGGCCUUCCCUGCCGGACAGAAGGAGCUUCUCAACAGAUCUCUCAAGGAACAGGACCCUGAGAUGUAUAACAUUAUUGAGCUUGAGAAAAAGAGGCAGCGCGAGUCCAUUGUCUUGAUUGCUUCCGAGAACUUCACUUCACGCUCAGUCAUGGGUGCUUUGGGAUCCAUUCUUCAGAAUAAGUACUCUGAGGGAUACCCUGGUGCUAGAUACUACGGCGGUAAUGAGAACAUUGACAUGUCGGAGCGCCUUUGCCAGAAGCGUGCCCUUGAGGCAUUCGAUUUGAAUCCUGAGGAGUGGGGUGUCAACGUUCAACCUUUGUCUGGAGCACCUGCUAACCUCUACGUUUAUGGCGCCCUCAUGAAGCCCCAUGAUCGCUUGAUGGGUCUUGAUCUUCCCCACGGAGGACACUUGUCACAUGGCUACCAGAUUCCUGGCAAGAAGAUUUCUAUGGUCUCUGCUUACUUCGAGACCCUUCCUUAUGAGAUUAACCAAGAAACCGGCUUGAUUGACUACGAUGCUCUUGAGAAGAACUCCAAGCUGUACCGCCCAAAGAUCAUCGUUGCUGGUACCUCUGCCUACGCCCGUGAGAUCGAUUACCCUCGCAUGCGCAAGAUCGCUGACGAUUGCGGCGCAUACUUGAUGUCUGAUAUGGCUCAUAUUUCUGGUUUGGUCGCUGCUGGUGUUUUGAAGUCACCCUUCCCUCACUCGGACAUUGUCACCACUACCACUCACAAGUCACUGCGUGGACCUCGUGGAGCCUUGAUCUUCUACCGCAAGGGUGUUCGCGGUGUCGACAAGAAGGGCAAUGAGAUCAAGUAUGAUCUCGAGGAACCUAUCAAUGCCUCUGUCUUCCCUGGUCACCAAGGAGGCCCUCACAAUCACACUAUUGGGGCUUUGGCCGUCGCUUUGAAGCAAACAAAGACCGAAACAUUCAAGGAGUACCAGCAACAGGUUUUGAAGAACAGCAAGGCUUUUGCUGAUGCCUUCGGCAAGCUUGGAUAUAAGAUGUCUUCUGGUGGCACAGACACACAUUUGAUCUUGGUCGAUCUUCGCUCAAAGGGCAUUGAUGGCUCGCGUGUUGAGCGUGUGUUGGAGUUGGUCAACAUUGCCUCGAACAAGAACACUGUUGCUGGUGACAAGUCUGCAAUGAACCCUGGUGGAAUCCGUGUUGGUACUCCCGCAAUGACAUCCCGGGGCUUGGGCGAGAAGGAUUUUGAACAAGUUGCCAACUUUAUCGACCGCGCAGUCAACCUUACCAAGGAUCUCAAGAGCAAAACCCCUGGCAAGAAGAUUGCUGACUUCAAGUCGUUUGUUGGUGACGGAUCCCAGAUUCCCGAGAUUCAGGCUUUGAAGAAGGAGGUUGCUGAGUUUGCCCGCAAGUUCCCUACAGUUGGAUUCACUGAAGAUGAGAUGGAAUACCGCGACUAGAAAAAAAAAAAUCAGGCAUACUUCUUUUAAGCUUCAUUAGACAAACUUGCAUGAUGCUAGUUCCUUCAUCAUAUUUUUCUCAUCAUUCUUUUUAAUUGCCUUUAUUCAAACAACUGUACAAAAAAAUACCAUUCAAUACAUUAUUUUUGACUUAACAG
This is a messenger RNA of Lobosporangium transversale, 1830 nucleotides long. Its product is annotated as serine hydroxymethyltransferase-domain-containing protein. Gene Ontology annotation, molecular function: cobalt ion binding; zinc ion binding; pyridoxal phosphate binding. NCBI's taxonomy places the organism in Eukaryota, Fungi, Mortierellomycota, Mortierellomycetes, Mortierellales, Mortierellaceae. The coding region runs from base 155 to 1672 and encodes 505 amino acids. The transcript is spliced from 6 exons. Gene Ontology annotation, cellular component: cytoplasm. Gene Ontology annotation, biological process: L-serine catabolic process; tetrahydrofolate interconversion; folic acid metabolic process. The record is from RefSeq and is a predicted model, not a curated record.